This is a messenger RNA of Lodderomyces elongisporus, 1659 nucleotides long. It is a transcript of the gene NRM1, whose product is annotated as Nrm1p. The record is from RefSeq and is a predicted model, not a curated record. The coding region runs from base 1 to 1659 and encodes 552 amino acids. Lineage: Eukaryota; Fungi; Ascomycota; Pichiomycetes; Serinales; Debaryomycetaceae. The transcript has a single exon.
AUGGCAAUUGCAACCAACAGAGUAGCUUUAUCGACAAUCAGAGACACUCAAUUGAACUCCUCAACCCCAUUAACAGACAAGUACAAAAGAGUAUCCCUCAAACGAAACAAUGAUAUCAACAAGCUAAUAUCCUUGACACCAAGCAAGUUUAAGAAACGGACACCAGACCUCAUUACACGUUCUUUUUCCAUUGAGAAAUCCGGUACUUACUAUGCCAAAACAGCAUCGCAACAACAGCAUCAACAGCAACAACCUUUGAGGUCUGUGAGCUUCAACUUUAAUACCCAGCCCUUCAAUACUCCACUCGACCAAUCACCCUCAUGGAGAACAAAGUCAUCAACAUCAACAUCAACAACAACAACAACAACGACAACACAAUCUGCAUUUAAAAACAAUACCGCUGGAUUGGCUGCUACAAAGUUAAAAUUGAAAUUACAGUUUGCCCUCCAUAAAGUCAAACAAAGAGGAACCAGUAAAUACUCCUCUUCUACUUUAUCUUACACAGCCAAGAAGCCAUUGGAGAUUGAUACUCUCCGGCUGAGAGUCUCAAAGACAAUCACAAGCCCAUUGUCUUCACGCAAAUCCACUCCAAACGCGUCACCAUUUUUUGAUCCUUCCUACAUCCAAAUGGAUGCCCUCGCAUCAUUACCAACUCCACCCGAACCACAUCACCAACAACAACCACAACAAAAACCACAACAAAAGCAACAACAACAACAGCAAUCAUUAUUGCACAACUACUACACUAGGUCAGUCAACGUCAAUUUGCAAAGUGUAAAUAAAAACCAAAGCGCGACAACAUCCUUGUCCAAGGUAGCCACAAACAAAACAAAGAAAAGAAACCAAAGACUAAGAUUAUUCCAAAUUAAAAAGAACAGCAUCUACUAUACAGAAAACAAAAAGAAAUUACCAUUAAUCUCUGAAACAAAAUCAAGGGACAAUGAGCUAAACAACAAAUCAACAGUCUCUCUGGAAAAUUUGCAAUUGUUUUGUCGGCAAUCAUUCUUGGAAUCACAAAACACCAGGCCAAUAAAAAUAGAAGAGAUAAAGCAGAAUGAGACAACCAAGUCAAAAGAGCCUACACCACUAAUCCGCGAGACCAACAUUCUCCCUUCUAUAAACUUGUACGGCAGCUCCUCUUCUUCUGCAUCAUCGCAUUUUUAUUCAAACAAAAAUACACUUGAAUUACCGCCUAUCAGCAAGAUUUUGAAAACCCCCUUAAAACGCGCCAAUUUUGCCAAAUCAUUCAGGUUCCAACAAUCAUUUGACAAUGCUGCACCAGCAGUCAUUGCUUCCAGGACACCCACUGUGGCAGACGACACAACAAUCGAAGAGGAUAACGAUAUGACAUUGAUACAAAACUCAACUAUAUACAAUUCCACCAUUGAUCAACAAGAAAAUACCACAAUCAACCAAACAAAAGAUGGCGAUGAAACUAAAGUCGUUAAUGACGACGACGACGACGAUGAUGAUGAUAUUGAAACAAAAAAAGCAAAAAAAGAAAAAGAUGGUGACGCUAGAGAGGAUCGAGAGGAUCAAGAGAACGAUGAGUACAAGCCAUCUGUUUUAACCUCCUCGCCUUUCAACAACCACCUUGGAACUCCAAAUAGCUUUAGUGUUGCAAAGUCUUUAUUACAACUUGGGGGCCACAGAAUGUAA